GAUGUCAGCAGUGCAUAAGGCGGAUCGUCUCGCCGUCGGUCAUGUUGUUUUGAAAAUACUGAGUACCUGAGCACUUGAACUCCGAUGAGAACGUCGUUCAAACGUUAAAAUUAAUGCCACACCGUUGGCUAAGACGUUUGACGUAUGAUGGCGGGUCUCUCCACGCAACGCGCGUUGCAGGUGCUCUCGUCAGAGAUAAAAGACGCUGUGGCAGAGUUUAAAAGUCAGCUGGACAACACGACCUCAUUCUUCGGCAUACUGAGAGACUCACACAAUCUUCUAUUAUUCAAAUGGCUUGGAUAUACUCUAUUGCUGGUAAUUGCCGUUUUAAUGGCAUUCCUUGGGCAUUUAUUGUUCACCCUGUUGGUUAUGCUCUCACUUCUUGUCCACAUCAUGGGUGGGAUUUACAUUGCAGUGCAAGUAAAGUACGAGCUGCAUAAUCAUCUGCAAAACAUUAUGGAACAACUCGAGGUGCUUAAGGCGAAUAAGUUUAGCUACGAGUCUCUUUGGCAGCCUGUCUCGCCAUGUAUCAGCUUACAAUGGACGUACCGGGAUGGCCGCUUAGUGAACUGUCCGACCCAGCUUAUUGUAAAGGGCGACAUUAUUCGUAUGCGACCAGGUCAAGAAGCACCGGGAAAAUGCAUAACUUUAGAUAAAAAGACGACUCUCAACCCCGGAGAAAAGUAUUCACCACAGAAUAAGACUGUUGUAGGCAUGAUUGACUCUUGUCACCUUCUAGUUGAAGGGGCACCAAGUCGGGAUUUCCUUAUGGUGGAGACUCCAUAUAUAAAAUAUCUCCAUUUAUGUCUUGAGAAAGGCCUAGAACCGUACCGUCCAAACAACUUCACACGCCAACAAAAAGUGAUCAUGGGUCAUUACAUGAAGCGUUAUUUAAUUCCAAUAGUUGGAAUACUGUCGCUAUUGGUCUACGCGACGAACUGCUGUGCGUUAUCCCGUUUUGACCUUGUUUAUAUGGCGAUCACAAUGUCUCCAAUUGUGUUCGUAUUAACUUGUCCGCUGUAUUGGUUUGUUCAGUUCGCUUUAGGGACAGCUAAGAUCCUCUUCUAUGCUGAUAGCCUGGCUGGUUUAUCCGAAAGAGGAGAAGUGCAAAUUCAGGGUAUACCUUGGCUCAGUGUGGUGCAGAAAGUUUUGACGCAGAAGCACCGCUUCUGGCAUUCUGGGCCCUUUCUCGAGGCGUUUGCCAGUGCAACCAAUCUGUGUUGCGUCGACAAAAAAGGAAUUCUGUCGUGGCCGAAUGCUAUACCUGAAAAGGUGUUUUUUCUUAAGCAAAUGGUUCCCGAAGCAGAAACUGAAGGUGAAGAAAAAAGAAGGUCUCUUACACUUAAUGCCAAAGCGGAGGUUUUAGAUCUAACAUUGAGAGGAUCUUCAAAUUCAAUUAUGUUCGAUGACCCCAAAUGGACAACGUUCUUGCAGAAUUUGAAACCACUUGGACUUGGCAUUCUUCUUAACAACUGUGAUGAAGAGACCUACGAGAAAUACGCGGCGUUCUUUGACCACGUGAAUUUCGAGAGUGAAGAACGUGAAAUGUGGGUGCCAGUAAUAAAUAAACGGUGUUUGUGCGAUCUUUCACGGCAAAUGGGGUUCACAUCAGAGGCAGUAGCGUGCUACGAGCAUGUAGAGCAGCUUUACAUGUUUCGACAUGACGAGUAUGAUGGUGGAUUGCGCAGCAACGAUAAUUUCAAUAUCCCACGACUAAAAAUGCCAUUUCCUAAUUUUAGUUCCUCUGUGGUUAGAGACAAGUUUACUGGCGAAUUUCAGAUGUUCAGCCAAGGAACGGCUGAUCUUAUUCUUGAGCACUGCACAGACUACUGGGACGGGCACAGUAUUUGUCCGUUAACAGACGCCGAUCGAAAAUGUAUUCUUGACUUUUAUCAGAGAACUUCACUAACAGCUUACUGUACCGCAUUCUCGUACACUCCGCUAGGAAGCUGCACAGAUUUAGUGGUGCCAGCAAAUACGUUCAUUCAAGUCCCUACACAGAUAUGUAAUAGCUUUAACAAUCAUAAAGGCUCUCUUGGGAGCGUUCCAGCUGUAUCGCAUACUUUCCUUAAAGAGGUUGUCCAUAACGUUGAAACAUGUAGCAAAACCUUUCACAAUAGAAUUUGCAAGCAAGUAUUCAUAGGUAUGGUUACCCUGCAAUACCAAGCGCGACCCACAUUUGUGCGUCUUAUAGAAGAGCUUGACAAAGCCUGUAUUCGAUUCGUGCACUUUAGCAAAGAGAAUGAAUUACGCAGCCGGGGCUUUUCGGAGAAGAUGGGUCUUGAAUCGGGUUGGAACUGCCAUAUUUCUCUACUCAACGAAGCCGAUUAUGAAGAUGAAAAUACGUUUAUAACAAAACCAAUGAGAGUGAAGCUGAAAUUAAAUGGGCACGGGAUGAGGUGCUGGAGUACGCCAUCUGUUGUUGCAUCAUCUAUGGGAUGCAACAAAGAUCCCCGCAACAGUUUCAAAUUAUCACUAAGUCCAUCACCUAAGGAGCCCGACACUUGUUCUGAAGUAAGCACGGCAGUGCAGUUUGAUAUUGCCAAUCGCGCUAAGUUGCCAAAGGGAAUUGAAAACAUGCGAGCACACAUUGAGAACGUCGACAACGUACCCCUGCUGGUGUCCCUCUUCACAGACUGUACCCCCAGUGCUAGUAGAGAGAUGCUUCGCAUUAUGCAAGAAUACGAACAGGUUUUGUGUGUUCUAGGGAGUUCCCGAAAUAUCGAAAAUUUGCAGUUGUUCAUUCAGGCUGACUGCAGCAUAUCGUGGACUCCCUUGCCGCCACGUAUCUGCAGUACUGUACCCUCUUCAAGUCACGACCUCCUUUUGGACGUAGUUAGCUCAUUGAAUUCGGUGCCUUGCGUUCUGCGAGCGACAGCUGACGAUGAGCUUAUGGUGUUUCAGUUGGUUAAUGAAGCGCGACAUUUUGUCUCGCAGAUGCAAAGCUCAUUUCAGUUUGUGGCCCUCUGCUCAGUGACAUUAUCAUUGCUGCAUCUUUGCUGUCAUGCGUUCCGUCUUCCGUUACCGUUAUCACCGCUGACCACAUUCUACUUGCUCGUCGUUGUAGUACCUCUUAUUGGUCUGACGCUUGUCUGUUCACCUACCGAUCGCGACAUUAUGGGAGCGCCGAAUGUUGACAGCCUACAAGUAAAUCGCGAUACUCGACUUUUCUGUCUGGCCAGUUACUUUCUUAAAGCUUCCUUUACUGUGCUAACUUUACUAUUGUGCAAAGCGUUGAGCAUACUCAAGUACUGCGUGGAGAGGGGCUGUGACCUGCGGGAUAUUCUUGAUGAGCUUCGUCAACAUGAUGUGGCAGCAUUGCAGUUUUUCAACUUACUUCUGCUCACCGUUCAUUUUGUGGCCAUCUCAGCGUCGAGCCUUAACCGUAAGAAGCUACUCUGGCAGCACAACCCUUUGUUGAACGUUCUCUGGGUCUGUGUUUGUUUUACUGUCCUAAUAGGUCACAGUCUAAGCCUUCUGUUCUGCCCUGAUCUUAACGAGAUUUCAAUCGUUUCAUGGCUAGUUUUUGCCAUAUCCCCUAUUUUUCUAGUCGCUCUUAGUGAAGGCUGUAAACAUCACGAACUAAAAUUAAUUCGUCGUCAAGAAAAACGACUACGAUUACACUUUAUGACUAAGUUAGGUAUGAAUAGCCCUUUUUAACCAAACCUAUCGCUAAUUUUUAUUAACGAAUUAAAGAAUAACGGUAAUUUGAUUUUGAAAAAAUUAAUGAGGUAACAGAUGCAAUGCGCGCCUGUCUGGGUUUAUAUAUAUACAUAUAGCAUUCACUGAUUGUAACAAAGUUGUAAAUAAUCGUUGUGUUGUAGUCAAUAGUGUGUUUGUAAAAAGAAAGGCAGAGAGCAAUAUUCUUUCAUCGCUUCACCAGCCGGAGUGCUGGCAGCGAAGGCAUGCAUGCUUCGAGGUGCGGCUCCAAGCCCGUGUUACCAUCCCAUACCGCCACAGAUCUCUCCUGGAAUAAUUGAGUUCGUUGACGAAUCGCCAUUUGGAGGCGGACUCGACGAUACGACGC
Varroa destructor (honeybee mite) is the source of this 4027-nucleotide messenger RNA. RefSeq names its product transmembrane protein 94-like protein l(2)k05819. The record is from RefSeq and is a predicted model, not a curated record. Gene Ontology annotation, molecular function: nucleotide binding. Lineage: Eukaryota; Metazoa; Arthropoda; Arachnida; Mesostigmata; Varroidae.